Trichoderma asperellum CBS 433.97 is the source of this 1029-nucleotide messenger RNA. RefSeq lists its product as uncharacterized. The record is from RefSeq and is a predicted model, not a curated record. Lineage: Eukaryota; Fungi; Ascomycota; Sordariomycetes; Hypocreales; Hypocreaceae.
AUGCCCUUCCUUUCCACUGUUUCGCACACAAAACCUGGAAGAGCUGUCGAUUCCAUUGCAUUGUUUUUCUCUAAUCUUCGCGGUAUUCAGACGGACUAUAUAUUUUCUCAACCUAGUAUUGUUACGCUCAGCUCAAUUUUAUGCAUGGCAUACAUAUCGAGCAGAAAUGUUCCUUCCCCCUUCGUCAAGAUGCCAGACAACCUCCAGAACACCCCCUCAAACAUGAUGAGAGAACUAAUUGAGAAUGUUGUGCAAAUUGCCUGGGUUUCUAAAUAUUGGAUUACUCUUAGCUUUGCUAUCCUACUUCACAUCUUAUUUUUGGUUCGCACAGUGUCAAGGUUCCCUAAUAUAGCUAAGCACUUGAGAAAUCGAGGCCUGUUUGCCCUUUUUUUUCACAUUGGCGUCUCAACGAUGGAGCUUCUUCACUGGAAUUACACCCGUAUCACAACUAGAGCCGAACCAGUCGCAAAUAUCAUAGAUAUUAUCCUCUGCGUGGCUCAGGUCACCAGCACAAUGAUGAUAACAAGGCGCCUGCAAAAGGGACAUCCGGAUAUGGUCAGACCCAUCUUUCAAGCCGUUAUGCCGUAUCGUCUUCCUUUGACAGUUGCGGCUUAUAUCUUUGAAAGCUCAAUCUUGCACCGCGCGUCUGUCAUGACAAAUCGAGGCUUUCUCUACGUUCGAAUUGGAAUACUUAGCUUCUCCAUGUUUGACCAGCUCAAGGGCUCAAACGCAUCAAUAUACACCCUAGGCAGCUAUUUGGGCUCAACCCUGUCUACCUUGGACAACGACAUGCCGCUUGGAUGGGCUAUGUUUGGCUAUUGUGUUCUGAUGACAUCCAAGCUGUCGCGCUGGACAACGCAUCAAGUUAUGCCAAGUAGCCCUGAAGUUCCAAAGAAAAUGAGUGCGAUGAGAUCGCAGCUGGUGCGGCUUCUGCUCUGGAUUGGACUUGCCGAUCUGAAGAUUGUUAAAGCCUAUGAUGACGGAUCUUUGUUUGGUCCUAAUGCUGGAGAGAAGGAACAUGUCAAUUGA